This is a messenger RNA of Lindgomyces ingoldianus, 666 nucleotides long. RefSeq lists its product as uncharacterized. Bases 1 to 666 code for a protein of 221 amino acids. NCBI's taxonomy places the organism in Eukaryota, Fungi, Ascomycota, Dothideomycetes, Pleosporales, Lindgomycetaceae. The record is from RefSeq and is a predicted model, not a curated record. The transcript is spliced from 2 exons.
AUGGCACCUUUAGUAUCAAGAUCAUCCGACAACGAUACUAGUACUGGGGGCGCCAUUGCCGGCAUCGUUAUUGGAUCUCUUUACAUCCUAUUUCUUGUAACCGUAUUAACGCUUAUCGUCAAAAACAAGAUCCAGAAACGCCGGCGACAAAAGCAUGUCCUCCAGCAAGCCGGAUACAAAACCCUGGGGUCUCAGAUUGAGUUGACAGCUCAAUCUCCGAAUGACGAGGGGAGCGGCAUUGCCCAACUACCAACGAAUGAUGAGGGAGGAGAGGACUUAACAGGAAAGCCUAAGUUGGAGGUUGAAGGCGAGCCAAUUCACCAGCUUCAUAGUAACGAGCAACCUAGAGCGCCAUACGAGCUCCAAGACUCGGUCGAAUAUGUAGGCACAAACGAAGAGACCCAAUCAAAUAUUACUGCAGCGAGAAGUCCUAGAGUACCUUCCGCAGCUCUAGUGCACACAAGAUCACCUUCACCAAUAUUUUCCAGAGGAGAGAACCUACCAUCUAUUUCGAGAAGCCCGUCAUUAAUUUCAAGAAAUCCGUCUACCGCUUCAAGAAACCCAUAUGCGGCAGCAAUGGCCGCGAACGAUGCCCGUACAACUACUUCUACGACCAAAAAACCCACAUUGACGUUAAAUACCUUGACAAAUGAUACUACCGUCUAG